AUGUAUCUAAAUACCCGUCUUCCAACUCACUUCAAAACAACAAAGAGGGGUGUCUUAGCUGUUGGCAUUGAUUUUGGAACCACAUUGGACAAUAGUAACAGUGGAGUUGCUUGGGCUACCGCCGCUGUUUUCGAAAGACACAACAUCAAUUUCAUCUCCUCCUGGCCUGGCCUAGGCCGGGAGGAAGGAAAGGUAUCACGCCUCCAAUGGUUCAAGCUUUUGUUGCUGAAACCUGAUGACCUGAGCCCUGAGAUGCGAGCAUCACCCUUCCUGCAACGCGCUCGCGACAUCACAAGACAGUCUGGUAAGGAUCCUGUCGACGUGGUCGCCGACUACCUCAGACUGCUCUGGGAUCAUGCCCAGACCAAGAUCAAGCAGGAACUCGGCAAUGCAGUGUUUAACGCUUUGACUUUGCAUAUUGUUGUGACCAUUCCGGCCAUCUGGAAAGGCUAUGCCCAGCAAAGCACUGAACAAGCUAUCCGGAAGGCAGGCAUGCUAUCGCGUCGAUCGGCUGGGCCGACUGAGCUCAAUGUGGUGACCGAGCCUGAAGCUGCAGCGUUGUCAACUAUACUAGAUCGCUACGACUCUGUGGAGCAAGGCAACGUAUAUGUUGUGUGUGAUGCUGGCGGAGGCACUGUGGACCCGAUUACCUACGAGAUCGAGUCUAUUGAUCCCAUCCGCAUGCGCGAGGCGGUUUUAGGACAAGGAGAGCUUUGUGGAGGUGUCUUCAUCGAUGAAGCCUUUGAGAAAAAGUGCAGAGAACGUCUGGGCUCGACCUGGAAAUCUAUGAGUCGCGGAGGAAAGAACGAAAUCAUCAAAGAGUCCUGGGAGUAUUCCAUCAAGCCAUAG
This is a messenger RNA of Fusarium subglutinans, 849 nucleotides long. RefSeq names its product hsp70 family chaperone. Gene Ontology annotation, molecular function: ATP binding; ATP-dependent protein folding chaperone. The transcript is spliced from 5 exons. Bases 1 to 849 code for a protein of 282 amino acids. Lineage: Eukaryota; Fungi; Ascomycota; Sordariomycetes; Hypocreales; Nectriaceae. The record is from RefSeq and is a predicted model, not a curated record.